AUGGCUACAAGAUUUCUGUUCUUCACGGCAGACCGGACAGGCUGCAGCGCAGCGAGAGACAGAGAGGAAAAGAACCGUCCCAAGCCAAGGAAAACGGCCCGUGUUGAUGGUGGCGACGUCACCAAGCGCUCGGACGGAGCGGCAGGAGCAGCAGCAGGAGGAGGAGGACGAAAGCGCCCUAGGGCGCCUUCUUGGGAGCGCGACUACCAGCAGAUCUGGAAGGCGGUGACGGACCUCGGGUCAGAACAGUUCACGGGGAAGGAGAAGAAGGCCUACGAAGCGCGCAAGAUCGUCGAGAGGGGUGGCAGGGCUCCGAAAGACCCGAGGAUGCCGUACGUGAUGCUACAGGGGCUCCGCAAGAAGGCCAAGCAGCGCGAGGAACGCCGGGAAGCCAUGGAGGCUGAGGCUGGUGUUGUCACUGGUAACGCUGGAUCGGCCAGGAGGAAGUCGGCGCAAACGUCUCGUGGCCGCGGCGGCGGCAGUGGUGGAAGCAGUAGGGGUGGCGUAAGCGAACGAGGAGGUGGUAGCUCGAGGUGGGUCCUGGUCGUGUGUCACUCGAGAGGCCUUCGUUGCCCGUCAAUCAGUCCAGUGAGGACACUUGGGGGUCGAAUCGAGAUCGAAGGAUACUGGUGA
Messenger RNA from Ectocarpus siliculosus, 633 nucleotides. The record is from the annotation of a GenBank genome assembly. Lineage: Eukaryota; Phaeophyceae; Ectocarpales; Ectocarpaceae.